This is a messenger RNA of Danio rerio (zebrafish), 1210 nucleotides long. It is a transcript of the gene bud23, whose product is annotated as BUD23 rRNA methyltransferase and ribosome maturation factor. Gene Ontology annotation, biological process: rRNA (guanine-N7)-methylation; rRNA processing. The record is from RefSeq and is marked provisional. Gene Ontology annotation, molecular function: rRNA (guanine) methyltransferase activity; S-adenosylmethionine-dependent methyltransferase activity. Gene Ontology annotation, cellular component: cytoplasm; nucleus; nucleolus. Lineage: Eukaryota; Metazoa; Chordata; Actinopteri; Cypriniformes; Danionidae.
CCACGUUCCCCUGCCCAUGUGUUAUUAGCAGUCUGUGUAUAUUUUUUUCAGUGGUGUUGUGAUCUCUAAUAAAUCAUAGUCACAAGUUUUCAGUCACAAUCAUCAUCAUGUCUUCAAGCUGCCGCAGACCCGAACACAUGGCACCUCCGGAGGUGUUUUACAACGAAGAAGAGGCCAAAAAAUACUCCCAGAACUCUCGGAUGAUUGAGAUCCAGACACAGAUGUCGGAGCGAGCCGUCGAGCUGCUCAAUCUGCCCGAGGAUCAGCCCUGUUACCUGCUGGAUGUGGGCUGUGGCUCUGGCCUGAGUGGGGAUUAUCUGUCUGAAGCCGGACACUACUGGGUGGGUGUGGACAUCAGCACCGCCAUGCUGGAUGUGGCCUUGGAGCGAGAGGUGGAGGGAGAUCUCCUGCUGGGCGAUAUGGGUGAGGGAAUGCCCUUCAGACCGGGCAUGUUUGACGGGUGUAUAAGUAUUUCAGCGCUGCAGUGGUUGUGUAACGCAGACAAGAAAACACACAGUCCACCAAAGAGACUGUACCGCUUCUUCAGCACAUUAUACUCAUCGCUGGCGAGAGGAGCGCGUGCUGUUUUCCAGAUAUACCCUGAAAACUCCGAGCAGUUGGAGCUGAUAACGGCUCAGGCCAUGAAAGCUGGAUUUACAGGCGGGAUGGUGGUAGACUAUCCCAACAGCAGCAAAGCCAAAAAGUUUUUCCUGUGUUUGUUUGCUGGUGUUUCAGGUGUUUUACCCAAGGGUUUGGAUUCAGAAACGGCAGUCAGAGGCGUUGUAAAUCAGGCUCAGUUCACUGCACAGAGGUCUCGUUUCAAAAAUAUGAAAGGGAAGUCUGCGAAGAAAAGUAAGGACUGGAUCUUGGAUAAGAAGGAAAGACGCCGCCGACAGGGAAAGGACGUAAGGGCUGACACCAAGUACACCGGCCGACACCGGAAACCUAAAUUUUAACUCUUCAAGUGCAUCGUACAUCCACUGAACAUACAGCAGAGUUGUCUGAUAUCCAAUUUACUGGAUCCAGUUACCACUCAUACCUGUGCUGAUCAGUGAGAACUAUGACCUUUAUGAGGAUCUCAACACAAUAGAGACACAAAUGGAGAGAGAUUUAUUAACAAACAAACAAUGAAUGGACUUUUUGUGCAGUGGGAUCAAUAUAUGGAUUAUCUCUGAAUUAGCUGAAUCCUUAAUAAACUAUAUUAAUGUAA